Penicillium brevicompactum is the source of this 927-nucleotide messenger RNA. Its product is annotated as metallophosphatase domain-containing protein. The record is from RefSeq and is a predicted model, not a curated record. Gene Ontology annotation, molecular function: hydrolase activity. The transcript has a single exon. NCBI's taxonomy places the organism in Eukaryota, Fungi, Ascomycota, Eurotiomycetes, Eurotiales, Aspergillaceae. Bases 1 to 927 code for a protein of 308 amino acids.
AUGAGCACAAAAGAUUCAGAUGCAGUAGCGCAGGGUGCUAUCUUCAAGGUCAUCCCGCCGCCCAAGCCAACCGCAUGGCAACGAUUCAAAAAGCAACCUUUUCUGUUCAUCGCACGGAAGCUCUAUGAGUGGCGCCGAAUUACCCCAUUUGAACCAUCCAACAAGCCCGUCUCUGUCGUCUGUGUCUCGAACACCUAUUAUCAGCACCCGGAGAUACCGAAAGGCGAUGUCCUCAUUCACGCAGGCGAUCUGAGCCCCGAUGGAUCGCGCGCUCACUUCCAAAGAACACUCGACUGGCUCAAUGAACAACCCCACUCUAUCAAAAUUGUUGUUGCUGGUAUGACCGAUCAGCUCAUGGAUCGCCAUAGAGAUGCUGGCCGUUGUUGGGACCGAGAGGAUCGCGACAAGAUUGACUGGGGUGACAUUAUCUAUCUCGAAAAUAGCGGCAUCACAUUGUUGGCUCCAAAUGGAAAGAGACUGCGCAUCUGGGGUAGUCCAUGUUCUCCAAUUCGCGAAAAGAAGCUGGGGUUUCAAUAUCCACGUGACAAAAGCUUCUGGAAGGGAAAGAUUCCUGAAACAGUCGACAUUCUCAUCACGCAUACUCCACCUUACGGACACCUUGAUUCCAGCACCGGCUGUUACCAUCUUCUGCAUGAGCUCUGGGAAAAUCCACCCCGUCUACAUGUCUUUGGUCGUGCGAGAGAGAACUAUGGAACUGAAGUGUUGCAAUACGACAAGCUCCAAGCCAGUGUUGAAUUCAUGAUCGGCCGUGACGAGGGACUCAAAGAGCUUUGGCAAGUAAUCAAAGGCUUUGUUUUGUCCUGGUUUUGUCCUGCCACUGGGCGUCGGACUUUGCUUGUCAAUGCCUGCAUCACUGGAGGCUUUUGGGACAUGACUCGCCGAGGGCCAAUCAAGGUUGUCAUUUGA